This is a messenger RNA of Ochotona curzoniae (black-lipped pika), 2020 nucleotides long. Its product is annotated as tetratricopeptide repeat protein 39B-like. Gene Ontology annotation, biological process: negative regulation of cholesterol storage; cholesterol homeostasis; regulation of cholesterol metabolic process. Lineage: Eukaryota; Metazoa; Chordata; Mammalia; Lagomorpha; Ochotonidae. The record is from RefSeq and is a predicted model, not a curated record. Bases 1 to 1830 code for a protein of 609 amino acids. The transcript has a single exon. Gene Ontology annotation, molecular function: protein binding.
AUGUCACUUAUUCUAAAUAAAAGAGAAAAUAGUCCUAAGGAUAAGUUCAAUAUGUCACUCACUCUAACCAAAGCAGAGAGCGAACAGGAGAUCACGUUAAGUCGAUCGCUUUCUCUCAGUAGAAGAGAAACCGACCAGGAGGACACGUUUGAAGACGCCUAUGAGACCAUCCCUGUGGCAACGACAAUGAAUCUAAUAUCUUCCUUGGAGGAAUGUACUACUGCUUUGUAUUUAUUCCUAAAUAACAGAUUCUCCGAUGCCAUAAAUCUCGUUCACCCAUGGUCUAAAAACAGCAUAUACCAUGCCCUCAUGUAUGGCAUCCUGAUGGUUGUCAAGGCCAUCCUGACAUUUGAGCCGCAGGACAUACAGAUUGGAAUGAGCGCGGCAAAGGAAGCUGUGAAAACCUGUAACAGUUUCCGAAAAAAGCCCAGGAUAAUGGCCUUAUCUCGUCUGGUGAGUAGACAGGGCAUCAAAGCUGUCAAAGAAGAAGAAUUGCACGCAGAAGUCUGCUACGCCGAGUGUUUGAUCUUGAAAUCCACCAUAAUGUUUAUACAGGAUGACGGCAUGCUUAAUUUCCUUAAAAGUGGGAUCAACGUUGGCUCGAGUUACCAAAUAUACAAAGACUGUCAGCAAGUACUAAUGCAUAUACCUAACAGCCAAAGCAAGGCCCACAGACACCUGGUUGGAGGAGUCAAAUUUGGACUUGGAGCGUUUAAUUUGAUGUUAUCACUUGUGCCGCCAAAGACUCUGAAACUGCUCAAUAUUGUCGGAUACACUGGUGAUAGAGAGGUAGGACUGGCCUUGCUCAACGAGAGCGCAUCCGAGACCCAUAUAAAUAACAUCCUGAGUGUUUUAACUCUGUUCUUCUACUACAGUUACGUCUACGUAGCUUUUGGUGUUGAAAAGCUCUCAAUUUCUGCUACGGAGAACCUCUUCUUGGUCUACCUCCAUAAAUUUCCAAACUGUGUGAUGCUUAAAUUUUUUCAUGCUCGUUUUACUAUGCUGAGGGGAAAUUUUGAAAGGGCACAGCUAAAGUUACAGGAAUGCAUUUUUACCCAGAAUGAGUGGAAACAGGUUCACCACCUCUGUUACUGGGAACUCAUGUGGUGUCACAUCUAUAUGCAGGAGUGGAGGCAGGCUUACCACUAUGCCAACUUACUGUCUCAACACAGCAGGUGGUCCAAGGCAUUAUACGUGUACAGUAAAGCUAUAAUACUGGCUUUGCUUCCUUCCGAUUUUGUGAAAUCAGUCAGUGAGGACAGGAAUGUCCUCUUUUUAAAAGUGGAUAGCCUGAGAAUCAAAUUUUUAGGAACUCCUGUGCCAAUAGAAAAGUUUGUUGCUGAGAAAGGUCAGCGGUAUGCUACGACGACAGGCUGGUACACUGCACAGCCCCUUCUGGAAUUCAUUUAUGCCUGGAGUGGUUUCCGAGUCAUGAGCAAAAAAAUAGAACUUAUUUCAAGCUGGCUAUCCAUUAUAGACAAAGGAAAAGACCUAUUACAAGAAAAUCCAAAUGAAGAGUACGGCACAGAUGACUUAAGUUUGUUGAACUUACUGAAAGGACUGUGCCUGAAGCACUUAGGCAAGUAUUUGAAAGCUGAGCACUACUUUCAUCGUGUCAUUCAAAAGGAGAAAAUGUUAAAAUAUGACCAUUAUUUGGUGCCAUAUACUUACUAUGAACUGGGAAUUCUACACUAUCUGAAAGGAGAUUACGCCAAUGCGAUGAAAAACCUGGACAACAUAAAAAACUACAAAGACUACUCCAUGGAGGCGCGGUUACAGUUCAGGGCUCACAUAGCCCUUGAGCAAAUAGCUAAAGAAAAAGUAAUCUAGGCAUCAGGCGUCGCUUCGCUUAUUUUGAGGGAAACAUCUGCAAUCAACGGUUAACAGGUCGAAACAUGAGUUCCUUGUAGACUUCAACAGGUUGAGAGUUUGAUCAUUAAAAAGUAAGAAAAGGAAUUUGCCAUGGCCUUCCCCUCUUUCCUUCUUUAUAGCUAUAAAAUGGAAUGUCUUAGACUGGCAA